Lethenteron reissneri (Far Eastern brook lamprey) is the source of this 975-nucleotide messenger RNA. Its product is annotated as zinc finger protein 180-like. The record is from RefSeq and is a predicted model, not a curated record. Lineage: Eukaryota; Metazoa; Chordata; Hyperoartia; Petromyzontiformes; Petromyzontidae. Gene Ontology annotation, molecular function: DNA-binding transcription factor activity, RNA polymerase II-specific; RNA polymerase II cis-regulatory region sequence-specific DNA binding. Gene Ontology annotation, biological process: regulation of DNA-templated transcription.
GUGAACUGCAAUCCGAGCCCAAGCCCGCUUGAGCUGCUGUACCGCUCUUGUUUACAGAAGCUACCUGCCCACGACACAAGCUGUCGCUUCCUCUGCAGAAUUGGUCUGAUGGAGCAAAGGCACUCGGCGCAGCUCGGUGCGACAAGGCAUCAAUGCGACCGGUGUGCAUACAGCACGGAUCGUCCUGCAAAUUUGACACGGCACCAGAGAACUCACACAGGAGAGAAACCCUUCAAGUGCAGUGUGUGUGGGAAGGCGUUUGCACAGUCAUCUACUCUUGUAACACACCAGAGAACACACACGGGAAAGAAACCCUUCAAGUGCAGUGUGUGUGGGAAGACGUUUGCAAAGUCAUCUACUCUUGUAACACACCAGAGAACACACACGGGAGAGAAACCCUUCAAGUGCAGUGUGUGUGGGAAGGCGUUUGCACAGUCAUCUACUCUUGUAGCACACCAGAGAACACACACGGGAAAGAAACCCUUCAAGUGCAGUGUGUGUGGGAAGACGUUUGCAAAGUCAUCUACUCUUGUAGCACACCAGAGAACACACACGGGAGAGAAAUCCUUCAAGUGCAGUGUGUGUGGGAAGGCGUUUUCACUUUCAUCUACUCUUGUAAAACACCAGAGAACACACACGGGAGAGAAACCCUUCAAGUGCAGUGUGUGUGGGAAGGCGUUUACACUUUCAUCUACUCUUGUAGCACACCAGAGAACACACACGGGAAAGAAACCCUUCAAGUGCAGUGUGUGUGGGAAGACGUUUGCAAAGUCAUCUACUCUUGUAGCACACCAGAGAACACACACGGGAGAGAAACCCUACAAGUGCAGUGUGUGUGGGAAGGCGUUUGCACUUUCAUCUACUCUUGUAAAACACCAGAGAACACACACGGGAGAGAAACCCUUCAAGUGCAGUGUGUGUGGGAAGACGUUUGCAAAGUCAUCUACUCUUGUAACACACCAGAGAACACACACG